Molecule: messenger RNA, 1998 nt
Organism: Puma concolor (puma)
Lineage: Eukaryota; Metazoa; Chordata; Mammalia; Carnivora; Felidae
Source: RefSeq, a predicted model, not a curated record
AUGAGUUGUCAGAUCUCGUGCAAAUCUCGAAGAGGAGGAGGAGGUGGAGGAAGAUUCCGGGGCUUCAGCAGUGGCUCAGCCGUGGUCUCCGGUGGGAGCCGGAGAUCGGCCACUAGCUUCUCCUGCUUGAGCCGCCAUGGCGGUGGCGGAGGGGGCUUCGGUGGAGGCGGCUUUGGCAGUCGGAGCCUUGUUGGUCUUGGAGGCACCAAGAGCAUCUCCAUUAGUGUGGCUGGAGGAGGUGGAAGCUUCGGCUCCGGUGGUGGAUUUGGUGGCAGAGGAGGUGGCUUUGGAGGCGGCAGCGGCUUUGGAGGCGGCGGUGGCUUUGGUGGCGGCAGUGGCUUUGGUGGAGGCAGCGGCUUUGGAGGCGGCGGUUUCGGUGGAGGCGGCUUCGGCGGCGGCCGCUUUGGAGGUGGCGGUGGCUUUGGAGGUUUUGGGGGUCCUGGUGGCAUGGGGCCUGGAGGAUUCCCUGGUGGAGGCAUCCACGAAGUCUCUGUCAACCAGAGCCUCCUGCAGCCUCUCAACGUGAAAGUUGACCCAGAGAUCCAGAAUGUGAAGUCUCGGGAGCGGGAGCAGAUCAAAACUCUCAACAACAAAUUUGCCUCUUUCAUUGACAAGGUGCGGUUCCUGGAGCAGCAGAACCAGGUACUGCAGACCAAAUGGGAGCUGCUACAGCAAAUGGACGUCAGCACCCGCACCACCAACCUGGAGCCCAUCUUUCAAAUGUACAUUGCCAAACUGAAGAAAUAUGUGGAUACGCUCUCUGCAGAGAGAACAUCACAAGAUUCAGAGCUGAACAACAUGCAGGAUCUUGUUGAGGAUUUUAAGAAGAAGUACGAGGAUGAAAUCAACAAGCGCACAGCUGCUGAGAAUGAUUUUGUGACACUUAAAAAGGACGUGGACAAUGUCUACAUGACCAAGGUGGAGCUGCAGGCCAAGACAGAUGUGCUGAAUCAGGAGCUCGAGUUCAUGAAAUUCCUUUUUGAUGCGGAGCUGUCCCAGAUGCAGCAGAGUAUCACCGACACCAGCGUUGUCCUGUCCAUGGACAACAACCGCAGCCUGGACCUGGACAGCAUCAUCUCCGAGGUCCGUGCCCAGUAUGAGGAGAUCGCCCAGAAGAGCAAGGCAGAGGCCGAGGCCCUGUACCACAGCAAGUACGAGGAGCUCCAGAUUACUGCAGGGAAACACGGAGACAGCCUGAAGGAGGUCAAGAUGGAGAUCAGUGAGCUGAACCGCAUGAUCCAGAGGCUGCAAGGGGAGAUCGCCCAUGUGAAGAAGCAGUGUAAGAGUGUGCAAGAAGCCAUUGCGGAUGCGGAGCAGAAAGGAGAGCAUGCCCUCAAAGAUGCUCAGGGCAAGCUCUCUGACCUUGAGGAUGCCCUGCAGCAGGCCAAGGAGGACCUGGCCCGGCUGCUGAAGGAUUACCAGGAGCUGAUGAACGUGAAGCUGGCCCUGGACGUGGAGAUCGCCACCUACCGCAAGCUGCUGGAGGGCGAGGAGUGCAGAUGUGAAGCAGAGGUCAACAGCAGGACAAAGGCUGAGGGUGACUCCAUGGUGCUGAAGAAGGAUGUGGACAGUGGCUGCUUGGUCAGAGUGGACCUCAAUGCCAAAGUGGACAUCCUGCAGCAGGAAACUGAAUUCCUCCAAGGUCAGGGGCUCCAGGCAGCUGCCGGGAGAAAGGGUGAUGACCUCAAAGUGAUUAAGGUGGAGGUCAACCCAGCCAUCCAGAGACUUCAAGCAGAAAUCACCAACCUCAAGAAACAGGUGGGACACCAGCGUGGCAGUGAGUGCUGCCCUGCAAACACCUUCCUGGGGGCAGAACAAAAGGGUGAGGUGGCCCUCAAACAUACCCAGGACAAGCUGGCCGAGGUGGAGGCCGCCCUGCAGCAGGCCAAGGAGGACCUGGCCCGGCUGCUGUGUGACUACCAGGCUGCUGGGGGCCAAGCUGGCCUUGGAUGUGGAGCUCUCCACCUACCACAAGCUGUUGGAGGGCGAGGAGAGUAG